Messenger RNA from Petromyzon marinus (sea lamprey), 2521 nucleotides. It is a transcript of the gene KCNG3, whose product is annotated as potassium voltage-gated channel modifier subfamily G member 3. Gene Ontology annotation, molecular function: delayed rectifier potassium channel activity. The record is from RefSeq and is a predicted model, not a curated record. Gene Ontology annotation, cellular component: membrane; voltage-gated potassium channel complex. Lineage: Eukaryota; Metazoa; Chordata; Hyperoartia; Petromyzontiformes; Petromyzontidae. Gene Ontology annotation, biological process: action potential; potassium ion transmembrane transport; protein homooligomerization.
GAGGGGAGCGGGGGGGGGAGGCUGGCGUCCGUGGAGAGAGGCAGAGAGAGAGAGCGCACGCGAUGGAAGAGAGCUGCAGGGAGCGGGCGCGAGAGGCUGAGUAGGCGGACGCCCUCCGUGCUGGGCACCUAAGCCAGCUGCAUCCGCGACAACCUCUCGACAGUUCGAGAUCGUCCCCCCCCCUCCCUCCACCACCACCACCACCCCCUCGUGUCUCCACGUGCCUCCCUGGGUCGCCACGUGUCUCCUCCGCCCUGCGUCUUCUUUCGCGCCACGACGUCCACGCGUCCCCAGCAUCGCGGCGUCGGGACUGGAACGGCGACAUCGACGGAGCAGCAGAGCUGAGGUCCCGCCGGUGAGACGAGGGGUAGCAGACCGCCCCAUGCGACAGCCGCGGUCGCACCAUGACCAAGGGCAAGAGCGUGCGGGGCCACCUAGGCGCUGGCGCGGGCCUUCACCUGCUGAGCCGCGGCCUCCUGCAGGCGGCCGUCGUGUCGAGCCUGAGCCCCGCCGAGCUGCUGGCGCUCUCGGGCGUCUCCACGGAUCACCGCGACCUCAUCAUCAACGUGGGCGGCGCGCGGUACUCGCUGGGUCGCGACGCGCUCCGCGACUUCCCGCUGGGCCGCGUGCGGCGGCUGCGCGACUGCGUCUCGGAGGCCGAGGUCCUCGAGCUGUGCGACGACUGGGAUCGGGACUCGAACGAGUACUUCUUCGACCGUCACGCGGACUCGUUCCGCGCCGCCGUGGGCUACGCGAGGCACGGCCGCCGCCUGCGACUGCUGCCGCACAUGUGCGAGCUGUCGUUCCGCGGCGAGCUCGCCUACUGGGGUCUGGACAGCCACGCGUGCCUCGAGCCGUGCUGCGUCAAGAGGCUCGACGAGAGGAUGGCCGAGUGCGCGUUCGGCGCCGCCGCCGCCGACGCCGAGAGGCAGGAGGCGGCGGAGGCGGCCGCGGCGGCCGCGCGCUCCCCCACGCCGCCGUGGCUCGAGCGCAUGAGGAGGACGUUCGAGGAGCCCGGCUCGUCCGUGCCCGCGCACAUCCUGGCCGCGGUGUCUGUGCUCUUCGUGCUGGUCUCCGUGGGGCUGCUCUGCGCCAGCACGCUGCCCGAGUGGAAGGCGAGCGAGCGCGCGGGCAGCGCGGACGAUAACAGCAGGAUCAUCGAGGCGGUGUGCAUGGGCUGGUUCACGGCCGAGUGCAUCGUGCGCUUCCUCAUCGCGCGCGACCGCCUUCGCUUCUUCCGCCAGCCACUCAACGCCAUCGACGUGCUGGCCAUCUCGCCCUACUACGUGGCCGUGGCGCUCGCCUCGGCGGGCGCCGACACCCCGCAGCUGCAGCGCGCCGGCGUGACCCUCCGCGUGCUGCGCAUGCUGCGCAUCUUCUGGCUCCUCAAGCUGGCCCGCCACUCGGUGGGCCUCCAGACCCUCGGCCUCACCCUGCGCCGCUGCUACCGCGAGAUGGGCAUGCUGCUCAUGUUCGUCGCCGUGGCGAUGGCCAUCUUCGCCGCCCUGGCGCAGCUGCUCGAGGCCGGCCUCGACGUGGACGGACACGCGUCGGACUUUGCCAGCAUCCCCGCCUCGUGCUGGUGGGUCAUCAUCUCCAUGACCACAGUGGGCUACGGGGACAUGUUCCCCAUGACGGUGCCGGGCCGCGUGCUGGGCGGCGCGUGCGUGGUGAGCGGCAUCGUCCUGCUUGCGCUGCCCAUCACCUUCAUCUACCACAGCUUCGUGCAGUGCUACGGGGAGCUGCGCCUGCGUGCCACGCGAAGCGGACGCAUCCCACCGAGUCCCCUCUUCAUGGACACGGACGGCUAGAGGAGUUCCAUGCCUCCCCGCCCCGAGCCCCCCACCACCUCGUUCGUCGUGAACAGCGACGACUCGCGGGGGACAUGUGCGUGAGCAGUGGGGGUGGACUUGACCCGAACUCUGGCAUGUGCCUCGUGCCCCCCCCCCCCCCCACCACCACCCUCCACCCUCCACCCACCACACACCCCCCCACCCCACCCACCCACCACACUUGCUAAUGAACAUCUAUCGUCAGUGGUGAAGGUUAUUUAAUUACACGGGUGGAUGUCGACGUGGGGGCGGAGGGGGGGGGAGUUGAAGCUGGCACGUGGGUCCCUACGGAGACGCCCUUGAGAUCUCUCGCAGGGGAAGGGCGUCUCUCCGUGCUGGAGAACGGCCCGCGGAACGAGCCCCCCCCUCCCCCGCCCCCAUUCAGAGGUGGGUCCUCGGGGUGGCUGGGGCUGCCCUCGAGUUGAGGUCAAAGAGCUCCUCGCAGACGACCACGGCUCUUGUGAUGCCGCCGUCGUCACCACACUGCACCAUCGCUUCCUUCCUUCGGCCAGGUCCCCGAGAGAGCCGUUGCGUAGUCGACACCCUGCCUGGCCUUCUCGUUCUGUGCUCUUAGCUUCACCCCCGCUCAAUAUUUCGCACUGAAGAUGGUGGUGGUGAUGGUUGUAGUUGUGGUGGAGGAGUCGGAGGAGGUGGUGGUGGUCGUAGUUGUGGAGGUGGUGGUGGUCGUA